AUGUCUGCCCACUACAGAUAUAAUAGGUACAAGGAUGAUCCAGAUGACCCUGACUAUUCAGGGUCUCAGCACCGAAUGCAGGGAUAUUCAAUAACUCAGGAUCAUCCAAAUGUUCCAGCUCCUAUGAACAAUCCAGACUACCCCAGCACCAAGAGAAAUCCAUACUCUGGAGGCUCCAGAACAAGUCCAGACUAUCCUGCAUCUUUUGCAGAGCCGGAUUAUCCCGGAUCUCCAGAUAAUCCAGACCGUCCUAGCACCAGGAACAAUUCAUUCUCUGCAAUUUCUAGAAUCAGUCCAGACUACCACAGAUCCCUACAAGAGCCAGAUUAUAUGGAAUUUCAGAGGAAUCCAUACCCCCCAGGCUCAUCUGGACAGCCAGACUACCCCAGAUCUCAAAAAAAUUCUGAUUUUACAUAUUCUAGAAGCACUAGAAAUUAUGCAGACUCUAGAACACAUCCAGAUUAUUUUGGCUCCUUAGGAGAACCAGACUACCUUGAAACUCAGAGCAACACUAACCAUCCUGGCCCCAGAGGCAAUUCAAAUCAUUCAGGCUCCAGAAGGAAUCUACAAUAUGCUGGUUCCAGAAUCAAUACACGCACAGACUCUCUGGGAGACCCUGAUUAUCUAGGUGCCAAAAAUCAACCUAACUCUCCACACUUUUUUGGGGAACCAGACUAUUCUGAUGCUGAGGACUAUCAGAACUCUCCAGACAUUUGGGGAGAACCUGAUUAUCCAGAUGCUGAGAAUGGGCAUGAUUAUGGCUUUUCAGAGACUCUGGGAAUGACCAGGGGCCUCUUGAGUGCAACGUCUUCAAUCCAGCCUUCAUUUCAUCACAGGGGUAAUGGCUCCUUGGGCAUCCUUAGGGGAGAGAAUGAAGACUACCCUGAAAACAUUGAGAUGACAUCCAUGGGGAUGGCACAUUCACAUAGGCACCCUCUGCCAGGCGCUCCUGGAAAAGGCUAUGUGAACCCUGCUUAUGUAGGUGAAAGUGGUCCUGUCCGUGCUUAUGGAAACCCACCAUUGUCUGAAAGUGAUUGGCACAAGUCACCCCAUGGACAAAAGUUAAUUGCAUCUCUGAUACCCAUGACAUCCAGAGACAGAAUUAAAGCCAUCAGGAACCAGCCGAGAACCAUGGAGGAGAAAAGGAACCUUAGGAAAACAGUUGACAAAGAAAAAAGUAAACAGUCCCAUCGCAGGCGUGAGCUCAAUUGCUGUGCUCAGUGUAUAAACUCCAUUUCACAGGCUUAUCAGAAAUCCAAGAACAGCCUGUCGGAAAUCCUCAGUUCCUUCAGCCUAUGGCAGAAGAGGUUCAAGGUCAUCGGAGGCAAGUUCGGCACCAGCGUCCUCUCCUAUUUCAACUUUCUGAGAUGGCUUUUGAAGUUCAACAUCUUCUCGUUCAUCGUGAACUUCAGUUUCAUUGUAAUCCCUCAGUUAACCUUGGCUGAAAAGAACACCCUCCAGUUCACUGGACUGGAGUUUUUCACUGGGGCAGGUUAUUUUAGGGACACGGUGAUGUACUAUGGCUUUUACACCAAUUCCACCAUCCGGCAUGGGGCCAGUGGGGCCUCCUACAACAUGCAGCUGGCCUAUAUCUUCACAAUUGGAGUUUGCCUGGUCAUCUGCUUUUUCAGUUUGCUCUUCAGCAUGGCCAAGUAUUUUCGGAACAACUUUAUUAAUCCCCACAUUUACUCCAGAGGGAUCGCAAAACUUAUUUUUUGCUGGGAUUUCACUGUCACUCAUGAAAAUGCUGUGAAACUAAAACAGAAGAAUCUCAGCACUGAGAUAAGGGAGAACCUGUCAGAGAUCCGUCAGGAGAAUGUCAAGUUAACACUCAAUCAGCAGCUGACUCGCUUCUCUGCCCACGUGGCAGGCUGGGUUGUCUCUACUGGAGUGGCCGUCGCCUGCUGCGUAGCUGUUUAUUACCUGGCCGAGUACAACUCAGAGUUCCUGAGGACCCACAGGAACCCCGGGGCAGUGCUGUUGCUGCCUUUUGUCGUGUCCUGCAUCAACCUGGUGGUGCCGCGCCUCUAUUCCAUGUUCAGGCUGGUGGAGAGGUACGAGAUGCCCCGGCAUGAAGUCUACAUCCUCCUGAUCCGAAACAUCUUUCUGAAAAUAUCGAUUAUUGGCAUUCUUUGUUACUAUUGGCUCAACAUUGUGGCCCUGUCUGGUGAAGAGUGUUGGGAAACUCUCAUUGGACAGGAAAUCUACCGGCUCCUUCUGAUGGAUUUCGUGUUCUCUUUAGCCGAUUCUUUCCUGGGGGAGUUUCUGAGAAGAAUCAUUGGGAUGAAGUUUAUCGCAAAUCUUGGCUUACAGGAGUUUGACAUUGCCAGGAAUGUUCUAGAACUGAUCUAUGCACAAACUCUGGUGUGGAUUGGAAUCUUCUUCUGCCCUCUGCUGCCCUUUAUCCAAAUGAUUACUCUUUUCAUCAUGUUUUAUGCCAAAAAUAUCAGCCUGAUGAUGAACUUCCAGCCUCCGAGCAAGGCCUGGCGAGCCUCCCAGAUGAUGACUUUCUUCAUCUUCCUGCUCUUUUUCCCGUCCUUCACUGGUGUCCUGUGCACCCUGGCCAUCACCAUUUGGAGAUUGAAACCUUCAGUGGACUGUGGUCCGUUUCGGGGUCUGCCUUUCUUCAUUCACUCCAUCUACAGCUGGAUCGACACCCUAAGGAAAAGACCUGGCUACCUGUGGGUGGUCUGGAUCUAUCAGAACCUCAUUGGAAGCGUGCACUUCUUUUUCAUCCUCACCCUCAUUGUGCUAAUCAUCACCUACCUUUACUGGCAGAUCACUGAGGGGAGGAAGAUUAUGAUCAGGCUGCUCCACGAACAGAUCAUCAAUGAGGGCAAAGAUAAAAUGUUCCUGAUAGAAAAGCUGAUGAAGCUGCAGGAUACGGAGAAGAGAGCGAAUCCCAGCGGUCUUGUACUGGAGAGGAGAGAAGUAGAGCAACAAAGCCCUUGGCACUUGGGGGAACAUGAUGCUGUCCCUGAGCUGCGAUUUAGACAAUCGGUUCAAGAAGAUAAUCCAAGGACUUGAUGAUUAUUGUGGUAUCCAGACACCAAUCAAACAAGGAAAGACGAUGAAAGGUUUUCCAUGACAUCUUCCAUGGGCCUUUCCGGGCUUCCCAGAGGGGAACGCAAGCCUUCAGUGAGGAGCGGAAACUGACUGCAAUGUAAAUAGCCAAGUAAAAUUGGGCAUUUCCUGCUAUUUUUUUAACACCUGGAUUACAAAGUUUUUAAGACCAAGUACCUGAGGUUCUCCAAUAGACUGUUGCCAUAUUGAAACUAGCCCACAAAAACCCGGGAGUGAUAACUCAGGAAUGAUGUGUUUUAUCUUCAAGAAAUAUGUCUAUGAAUGACUGGCCCUUGGGAAUCUUCCUUCCCAGAUGUCCCAGACCUGGCAAAGAUUUAACACUGCUGCUAAGAAAAGUGAUCCAGUUUGAAUAAAAAUGUGAUCCUCAA
This is a messenger RNA of Otolemur garnettii (small-eared galago), 3452 nucleotides long. RefSeq names its product transmembrane channel like 5 (gene TMC5). Gene Ontology annotation, molecular function: mechanosensitive monoatomic ion channel activity. NCBI's taxonomy places the organism in Eukaryota, Metazoa, Chordata, Mammalia, Primates, Galagidae. The record is from RefSeq and is a predicted model, not a curated record. Bases 1 to 3027 code for a protein of 1008 amino acids. Gene Ontology annotation, cellular component: plasma membrane. The transcript has 21 exons.